Molecule: messenger RNA, 2316 nt
Organism: Anopheles cruzii
Lineage: Eukaryota; Metazoa; Arthropoda; Insecta; Diptera; Culicidae
Product: organic cation transporter protein
Exons: 10
Coding region: 1-2316 (771 amino acids)
Biological process (GO): transmembrane transport
Cellular component (GO): membrane
Molecular function (GO): transmembrane transporter activity
Source: RefSeq, a predicted model, not a curated record
AUGUCCGUCCGGUGGGAACCGUCGGCAUCGUCGGGCAAGGGGAGUGCGAACGAUCGAGUCGGAGGUAGAGCUCGGUCCGGUAGUCACCGACGGCGGGAUGAUGCGGGCGAAGAGCACGAAAUCGCCCUGCUGGCCACCGGCCGGACGAGCGAAGCAGAUGGCGAUCACUCGCGAUCGCGGAAUCUUCGGGGCACCACGGUGCCGGUGGAAAAGACCGAAGACCGCAGGUCUUCCGGUUGGUGCCCGGUAGCGGAAGUCGAGGACGACCAGCUCAGCGACACCGAAGUGGAGAGUGACACGGAGGAGGGCUCCUUGCUGGACGAGGCCAGCGAACGGCGGCUACUGGGCAACGGAAGCCCAAGAGUGAAAAUGAUCACGUCUAAAAACUCUGCCAACGAACCGUCCGCAGCGACCGCCACCCACCACCACCACCAGCCAGUCGUCGAUCCGGACACUGGCGCGAUGCACAUCACCCUCAACCCCUCCGCCGCCACCAGUCCGACCGCUGGUGGCCGGCAACCCGCGUCGCCCUCGGCCAGUCCGUUGCCGGCACCGAAAAGGGCACCACCGACGACGAUGGUCGAGAACAGUCAUGCCGGCGGCGGAAGUGGGGACCGAAGCAACGACAGCGGAAGUGGCACCAACAACAACAACAACAGCAGCAGCAAACCCAGCAACAGGAAGGACGCGGCGGGCAAGGGCGGUGGUGGCAAGAGCCCGGCGAAACGCAAAAGCUCGGACGAGGAGAACGACAUCAUCGGUGAACUGAUCGGCGACUACGGCAAGUGGCAGUUCGUGAUGACGUUCCUGCUGUCGCUGUUCCAGGUGCCGAACACGUUCCACAUCUACUCGCCGACGUUUCAGGCAGCAGAUAAAAGCUACUGGUGCCGGCGGCCCGAGCAUUUGGGCAACGUGUCCACCGACCGGUGGCGUAACGUGUCGGGUUCGCAGGAAAAUUGCCGGAUGCUGAGCUACGACUGGAACGCGCUAACGAGCACCCAGCUGUCGCUGAGCAACUUCUCGCUACCGAUGAACCUAACAGACACGGUGCCGUGCGGUUCCUGGGAGUUCGACCCGUACGACAACCUCGGCAACACCUGGUCGUCCGAGUGGAACCUGGUGUGCGACAAGGAGUAUCUGAAGAACGUGGCCGAGAUGUUCUUCCUGGCCGGUGUCGCCACUGGCGGCAUCACGAGUGGCGUCCUGUCGGAUCGCUUCGGCCGCAAGAUGAUGCUCUUCAUCUCGGCCGUCCUGCAGUCGAUUUUCGGGCUGGCGCUGUAUUUUGCCGACUCGUUCGAGUUCUACCUUGUCCUGCGGGCCCUGCUCGGGAUCGUGUCGGUCUCGGUGACGUACGCCGGCCUGAUCCUGGCCAUCGAGUACGUCGACGGCAAGUGGCGCACCAUCGCCGGCAUGUACAACCUGUUCCCGCUACCGGUCUCGUACAUCAUGAUCUCCGGCAUCGCCUAUCUCACGCAAGACUACCGGAACCUGCAACUGUGCAUCGGUCUGCCCGGCGUGUUCCUCUGUCUUCUGUGGUUCGUGCUGCCGGAGUCACCGCGCUGGCUGCUGUGCAAGGGCCGCAUCGCCGAGGUGAAGGACGUGGUGCGUAAGGCGGCCGCCUUCAACCGGCGUCCGUUGCCGGAGAACCUGGACAAGCUGCUGAAACCGCCCGUGAACGAGGAGGACACGGCGGCCGGCGUCUGUGAGCUGUUCCGUUCCAAGUACCUCCGGCUGGUGACGUUCUGCUUUCUGUGCAUCUGGUUCACGAUGAAUUUGGUCUACUACGGGCUGGUGCUGAACAUGAACAGCUUCGGGGGCAACAUUUAUCUCAAUUCGGCCCUGGCGGGAGUGGUGGAGAUUCCUGCGAUUGCCCUCGCGAUGUACAUCAUCAAUCGGACCGGCAAGAAGUGGCUGUUCUGUGCCACGUUCUUUGCCGCCGCCCUGGCCUGCCUGUGUGCGGCGAUCGUCGAGGGUAGGCCGGAGUUUUUGGCGAUGAAGAUCACGUUCGUUAUGAUCGGUAAAUUCACGAUCAGCGCCGGAAACACCAUUAUGCCGGUGUACACGGCCGAACUGUACCCGACGGCCAUCCGGAACGUCGGUGUCGGGGCCUGCAACCUAGCCGCUGGAUUCGCGCUCGUCCUAACGCCCUACCUAUCGAUGCUGACCAAAAUCGAGGAUCACCUACUGAUGACGCUGCUGACGGCGUGGUGCAUUUUUGGUGGCGUUGUGAUCAUCUUCCUGCCGGAAACGAUGCAGCACCACGAGCACGAGGAUCGCGAAGAAGAGAAAGAAAUCGAUACGCAGUUGACAGCCUAG